AUGUCAGGAUUACCAGUUGUUGCAUAUUCAAAACAGCUAGAGAAGUACUUGAAUGAAUACAAUAUACGAAAUUUUUGUCAUUCUGAAUUUAGCGAUCACAAAAUAAUUGGACAAGGAGGAUUUGCAGUUGUAUACUCAGUCGUUUUCCAGGGAACAAAGUAUGCGUUAAAAAGUCUAAAUAAUAAUAUAGUUUUGGAUAAUAAAGCGUUCAAACAGAUUAAAAACGAGAUUAAAUGUCUUUAUAGAGAUAAGAUUAAUCAUCCUAAUGUAAUCAAGUUAUAUGGGUUCUCUAUAGACUAUGCAAAUCUUUAUAAAAAUUGCUGGUCAUCUGAUCCAGACCAGCGUCCAGUUUUAAAUGAAAUAUUGACUAAACUUGAAAGACUAUCAAAUCUAUCGAUUAAAUUCAUGAUAAAUAAUAUUGAUGCCGAAGAUCAGUAUCUAUCUAAAGAUUCGGUUUUUUACGAUGAUACAAAUUCAAGCUUAAAAUCAAAUAAUGAUAUUGAAGUAAUAGACAACAGACAAAUGUUCCCUAAAACUCGACCACUUGGGACCAGUAAACAACCUUCACAAAGUCGUGAGAACCGAAAAAGGAGACAAGAAGUCCGAAACCGUGAACCCAUUUCACGCUCUCCAAAUCCGAAUAUGGCUUCAAUGUAUUCAGAAGAUGUUCAACCAAAUUUGACGUUACAAAUCCCGAUUUAUUCCCCGAAUCAUACUGGGAACUCUUUAAACAAUGGACAAGAAAAUCUACCAAACGGAAGCCAUAUUGAGAUCUCUUCAAAGAGCGAGCAGGGAAUUACAUCAGGCGGAAACUUGGUGAAUGGUGAUUUAGAUGGAAACCAUAGUGAACUAACGUUAUUCCCUCAAGAAAAUCCAAGC
Messenger RNA from Dentiscutata erythropus, 879 nucleotides. The record is from the annotation of a GenBank genome assembly. NCBI's taxonomy places the organism in Eukaryota, Fungi, Glomeromycota, Glomeromycetes, Diversisporales, Gigasporaceae.